This is a messenger RNA of Hydra vulgaris (swiftwater hydra), 1053 nucleotides long. Its product is annotated as ribonuclease P protein subunit p30. Gene Ontology annotation, molecular function: RNA binding. Gene Ontology annotation, biological process: tRNA processing. The record is from RefSeq and is a predicted model, not a curated record. Gene Ontology annotation, cellular component: nucleolar ribonuclease P complex. Lineage: Eukaryota; Metazoa; Cnidaria; Hydrozoa; Anthoathecata; Hydridae.
AUAUUUUUAGCUUAUAUUGUUAUUCUUCAUAGUUUAUAUAAAAUGAACGGAUUUUGCGAUUUGAACGUAAUCGAAUCUUUAUCUUAUACAGAAAAUUUGUUAAAUGUAAAACAACUUAUCACCCUUGGUUACAGCGUAGUUGCUAUAAAUCGCAUCCAAAAUGUGUUUGAUGGUCUUAAAAAGAAAAUUAAUAAUGAAGAAAAACGAAAGCGAAAAGAAACUGUUAAUGAUGAUAUAUUUUCGAUUAAAAAUCUAAUUCAACGUCUUACAGAUGAUAUAAAUAAAUUACAGGAUCCUGAGUUUAAUCUCCCUAAAGACUUCAAGCUUCUUUCACGUCUAACGUUUCCUUUAGAAAAUUUUGACCAAAUUCCGAUGUUGCGAAACGACUUUUAUAAAGAGCUCUUUGACGCAUUUGAUAUUAUAUCGGUAAUACCUGGUAAUGAAAAAAUGUUUAAAGCUCUUGUUGAUGGCAAAAUAGACGUAGAUAUUAUUUCAUUACCAUUAGAAAAUAAAUUAGAAUAUAAACCAACUCACAAUCUUGUAUCUUUAGCUACUUCGAGAGAUUUGACAUUUGAGAUAUGUUACAGUGCAGCUAUUAAGAGUGUUUCCUUAAGAAAAAGUAUUUUCAGCAAUGGUAAACAAUUAGUGCAAAAAACUAAACACGCGAGAGGAAUUGUGUUAUGUAGUGGGGGUAGUACAAGAAUGGACUUUCGAUCGCCACAUGACGUUGCAAAUAUUGCAAAUUUAUUUGAUUUGAAAGGAGCUCAUUGCUUAAAUAGCGUUCGUAAAAACGCACAUAUUGCUAUAUCCCAUGCUUUUUCGCGAAAAUAUACAUUUAAAGGAAUUCUUAUGGUGGAAGAAAUGCCUAAGGAUUCUAGCAAAGAACCACUAUCAAAAAAAUUAAAGUUCAGCAGCGGAUAAAAAGAUAUUUCUAUAUUUCGCAUAUAUAAAUAUUCUGUCUUUAAAACAAAAGUACUUUUGUUCUCUUAUAAACGAUUUUGUAUUUUAAAAAGCAGUGUAAUUUGUUGGGAAAUGUUUUUCAUAUCUAUUUAA